CCCGCGCUCCUUCACCAUGCGUGCAAUGCGUUUUCGCCCAUGCAUCGACCUGCACAAUUCAAUCGUCAAGCAGAUUGUUGGAGGAACGCUUGCAGAUGGCAAGGAGCCAACCACCAACUUUACCUCUUCUUUGUCCGCGAAGGAGUAUGCGGAGAAGUACAAGAAGGACAAUCUCCCUGGAGGCCAUGUCAUCAUGCUAGGCCCAGGAAAUGACGAGGCUGCACUUUCUGCUCUGCAGGCCUACCCUGGAGGCCUGCAAAUCGGCGGAGGCAUUAAUCCAUCGAAUGCUAAACAAUGGUUGGAUGCGGGGGCUUCACACGUCAUUGUUACCUCUUACAUCUUUGAGAAUGGAAGUUUGUCGAUGGAGAAGCUGAAAGAGCUGUUCGCCGUGACUGGAAAAGACAAGCUGGUCCUCGAUCUCAGCUGUCGAAGGAAAGAAGAUGGGAAGUAUUACGUUGUGACUGAUAGAUGGCAGACUUUUACUAAUCUCGAGGUUAAUAAGGAAACAAUUGAUAUGCUCUCCGAAUAUUGCGCCGAAUUCUUAGUUCAUGGUGUAGAUGUGGAAGGAAAGAGAAUGGGUAUUGAAGAGGAAUUGGUUCGAUUGCUAGGCGAGCACUGUAGCAUUCCAUGUACUUAUGCUGGAGGAGCUGAUCUUCUUAGCGAUCUUGAUCGUGUGAAGGCUAUGGGUAAGGGAAAGGUCGACUUGACUAUCGGGAGCUCUCUGGACAUCUUUGGAGGUCCCAUCAGCUACGAUGCUGUGGUGCAUUGGCAACGUCAGCAGGAGGCAAGAGCGUCGGGAGAGGCUAAGGGAAUGUUUGGAGGAUUCGGCCGAACAUACAGUUAAGGCGUUUGGUCGAGGAAUUUCGCGGUCUCUUAUUAUACCCUCGAUAGACUAUGCGAUAGAAAAAUCUCAUAAGGAUCGAUUGCUGAUCCUCAAAUAGACUACAACUCAUCG
Messenger RNA from Guillardia theta CCMP2712, 955 nucleotides. RefSeq lists its product as hypothetical. The record is from RefSeq and is a predicted model, not a curated record. Lineage: Eukaryota; Cryptophyceae; Pyrenomonadales; Geminigeraceae. Bases 17 to 844 code for a protein of 275 amino acids. The transcript is spliced from 11 exons. Gene Ontology annotation, molecular function: 1-(5-phosphoribosyl)-5-[(5-phosphoribosylamino)methylideneamino]imidazole-4-carboxamide isomerase activity. Gene Ontology annotation, cellular component: cytoplasm. Gene Ontology annotation, biological process: L-histidine biosynthetic process; L-tryptophan biosynthetic process.